AUGGAAUAAUCAAAUAAUUACGCACAGUCCCCUGCUGAUAAAUCAGAGAGCAUUUAAAUGCCGCUGGCCAGUGAAUAGGCCUAUAUAAAUUUUUAAUAGUUUUUAACUGACCUAUCUGAUAUUGAAAGAGAAACCAAGCUGGAAGAGAAGUAUCUAAAAGAUAAUUUCCGUCUCAAAGAGAUCCAUUCCACCCUUGAGCUCAAUGUCGUUGAGAACAUAUACAAUACUAUUCUUUAAAAGAAUAGAUAAAUGACAGAUAAAAGAAUGAAAAAGAACUGGACAGAUGAUGAAACUUCUCUGCUUCUAUGGAUUGUCAGAGUCAUUUCAGAACGCAAAGAAUAAGACCCUGAUAAAUUUAGCGAAGAAACUUGGAUGGAAAUUGCUAAAAUGAUUCCUUUUAAGGCAUUCGAAAAUUGCAAAUUGCGCUGGCUCUAUUUGAAGAAGAAUAGUGUUUAGUGCACUCCUUGGACAGAAGAAGAAGACUAAAAGCUCAAAGAAAUCAUAUAAAAAAAGGGUACAAAUAGCAACAAAUGGAAUGAAAUCGCAAAAGACCUUUACAACAGCUCUGCUUCCAAGACUUUCAGAAAAGGCAAGCAAUGCAGAGAAAGAUGGAACAACCAUCUUGACCCUGAUAUGAAAAGGGGUUAAUGGACUGACGAGGAAGACCUCCAUUUGCUCCAACUCUCAUAUGAAAACGGUAGUAAGUGGUCUUAUAUUGCUAAACAGCUGAAGGAGCGUACUGAAAAUGCAGUCAAGAAUCGUUAUAAAAGUCUUCUCAGGAAGGAAGAGAAAGAGAAUAAAGUCCAAAGCUAACAAUCGUUGAUCAGUUUGUCAUAGUGCUCUCUUGAGAUCAUCUCUUCAAGCUCAUCCACACAGAUCAUACUUACUCCCACAUUCGCUUAAUCUAUGAAGUCUCCUCCUACAUCCCCAGAAUAAAAUAAGAUAUUUAAUAUAAUUAUCAAAUUGAUGAAUAAAAUCAGCUUUGAUUGCAUGAAUCCUCAAAGUGCAUCAAGCCAGAACAGAUAACAAGAUGAAAGAAUAGAAGAGGAAGACUCCGAAGACGAAUGCGAUGAUUAAAAUGAUAAUGACGAAGAUUAAGACGGAGAAAGUCAUUCAUCAAAGUCCAAUUCUAAGAAUUAAAACAAAAAGAAAAAUACUAGCCAAAAAUAAUCUCUUAAAGAAGAGAAAGAAGAAAAAAUUCUAUAGUAAUAGCGCAAAUCCAGUAAUGACACUGAAAUGUAAAUUGAGACAAAGAAUGAGAACACUCCAACAGCAGCCAAUACAGAAUGCAACACUACAGAACUCCACUUGAGUGACAACAAAGUGACCACUUAAUCCACAAUCUUCACUCCUUCAAGCUCACCAAAUAGAGCAUUCUCUCAUACAAAAAACGAUGAUGAAAACAAUAUCAAUAAGUAACAAGUUUAUCACACUUCUAUUUUUGGAUAAAAAAAUGAUGGAGAAAGCUAUGUCAACUAAGAUGAUGUAACAACUGCUAACAACAUUUGCUAAAAUAAGACCAAAAAAGCAGAAUAGAAGACAAAAAAACCUGUCAAGCAAUCUAGAAAAAAAAAAUAAGAUGCUGAGUCUAAUGGAAAUGAUGAAUGUAAAAAGGGAAGUGUUAGCACAUUUUCAGAUGCAUUGAUGUUUUAACCUAUUUUAUCUAAUUCUCGCUCUUCUUCUCCUUCUUUAGCCAAUAAUAACAAUGGAGAAGCUAGCUGCAAGAAUGCUAAAAAGAAAAGGCAAUAGAAGCUAGAGAAAAAUGAUACUUUGUCCCUAACAACAGCAAGCACUGCAACAAACAGGGACAGUACUUUCAAUUCAAAAAAAAUAAAUUCUUUUAUUUAAAGAAAUUCAAUUAAGAGUUGCAGCACUCCUAUAGGGUCUAAUUCCGGAUUCAACCCUUACUAUUCUAGCAACGCUGCACCUAGUCCAAGUACUAUGCUAAUGAAUUAGCUUAGCAGUUUUCAUAUUCAUAGCACAGAAAAUACACCUUCUUCUACAAAUACUAAGAGAAGAAAUACAUAUAGUACUACAGACUUUCAAUCAGCUGCUUACCUUGAAAAAAGAAGAUAUGUUAAUAAAUUGGCAGACGAUGAAUCAGAAAACAGUCAAGAAGAAGAAAGAGGCUAGAGAACUAAAAAAAUAAUUGUACUAGCUGGAAAUGGAAAUAAGAUAUACGGAGAGUUUAGUUAAAAUAUUGCUACAAUUGAAGAAAGUGAUGAAACAAACAUUAAAAAAAUGGAAAUAGAGCAAGAUUCCAUGAGUCAGAAUCAAAUUAUUGGACUUAAUUUGCAAUAACAAAAUCUAUUACACUCAUCCAGUUCUGAAGAAAACAUGGUUAAUAAUGAAAAUUUAAACAACAUUAACAUUAUCAAAAAAACCUGCUCUUCAUAAAGCAACUCCAAUAACUUGAAAUUUAGUGGAAACAAUAGUGCAUUCAAGCAAUUCGGCUCAUCUCCUCUUCAAGGAUCUAUUUUCAAACCAUAAUAAACUAUUUAGCUACAUUCUCAACUAUCUCCUCUUUCUAAUUCCUCAAUCAUUCAGGAAACCAUGAAUAAUUCUCCAUUGAAUUCUGAGCUCUUAAUAUAAAAACUCAGCCAAUCUAACUUCUCCUCUCUUUGCAGUCCUUAAGCUAAGUAACAACCUAACUUAGUUGCAAAUUUAGCAUCCUAAAUACCUCUCACCUCCAAGCCAGAAUCAUUUCAAAACAAAGGAUUUUAAAAAAAUAAAAACUUCAAAUAACCAUCUCUUUUCUAGCCAACUAAUCCCUAAAUGAUACUAACCAAUAACCAACAAUGA
Messenger RNA from Tetrahymena thermophila SB210, 2802 nucleotides. Its product is annotated as Myb-like DNA-binding domain protein. The record is from RefSeq and is a predicted model, not a curated record. NCBI's taxonomy places the organism in Eukaryota, Ciliophora, Oligohymenophorea, Hymenostomatida, Tetrahymenidae. The transcript has 6 exons.